AGCCGCGUGCGCCCCCUGCGGGAGUGGGCAGGUGACCCCUUUUGUUUGGCGGGGUUCACGAGCUCCCGGUUGUCCCACAGCGACGGUGAUGGAGGCGCAGAGGCCGCUCGAAGCCUCGGGGCUGUCGUCCGAGUACUUUCAGAAUUGGUACGGGAGCUCCGACCCGCUGGCGCCCCGACUCUGGCAGGCCCAGGCCGAGGCCCAGUCAGCCACAGGGCCCGAUCCCUACAGCCUGGAGGAGGCCGCAGCUCCUCCAGUAGAGGCCGGACAGGCAGCUCCAAAACGUAAAAGAGGAAGACCUCCAGGACCACAAAAAACUAAGACUGAGAAAAAUAAGUCUGAGGGAGCAAGCAGCAAACGAGGCAAAACAGGUGGAAACUCGGCGGGCAAGCAAGAAAAGAUCACUGAUGCUUUUAAAGUCACAAAAAGAAAAAUUGAUCGAUUCAAUGGAACAACCGAAGCUGAGCUUUUAACAAAAACCUUACCAGAUAUAUUGACCUACGGUUUAGACAUUGUGAUUAUUGGAAUUAACCCGGGGCUGAUGGCAGCAUACAAAGGACAUCAUUACCCAGGACCAGGAAAUCAUUUUUGGAAAUGCUUGUUUUUGUCUGGCCUUAUUGACAAGCCAUUAAAUCAUUUGGAUGAUGCUUCUUUACCAGAAAAAUAUGGAAUAGGUUUCACAAACAUGGUGGAGAGAACUACUCCAGGAAGCAAGGACCUCAAAAGUAAAGAGAUUCGUGAAGGAGGAAAAAUACUUUUGCAAAAGCUACAGAAGUUUAAGCCACGGAUUGCAGUAUUUAAUGGGAAAUGCAUCUAUGAAAUUUUUAGCAAGGAGGUGUUUGGAGUUAAAGUCAAGAAAUUGGAGUUUGGGCAGCAACCACACAAGAUCCCUGAAGGAGAAACUGUGGUCUAUGUCAUGCCUUCUUCCAGUGCAAGGUGUGCGCAGUUUCCUCGGGCCCAGGACAAGGUACAUUAUUAUAUCAAGCUAAAGGAACUACGAAAUCACUUGAAGGGCAUUAAAGCUCCUACAGAGGUCACUGAAGUAGAAUACUCAUUUGACUUACAAAAAGCUCAAGCGGAAGCCAAGAAAAUGGCAAUCAAAGAGGAAAAGUAUGACCCUGGAUAUGAAGCUGCUUAUGGUGGUUCAUACAUUGAAAAAUCCACUGAAAUCAAUGGACAGUGCAAUUUUGCUACAACAGAACCAGCUGCAACCAGCAACUCUGAGUUCAACACGGGAUCAACAUUUUGCCAAGUUCCUGAUGGCCAGUGGAUGACCCAAUCAUUUGCUGAUCAGAUUCCUUCAAUCAAUAAUUACUGCACAGAGUCUCAAGAAGGAAAUAACACAUAAUGAAUUGAUUGGUUUGCAUAACUUGAUGUUACUGCAGUUUUAAUGCAGUCUUAAAAGUACUGUACCUCAGUUUUUGAACUGAAGAGGUUUUAUCUUUUUACCUAUUGCUUUCUAGAAUUAUGUGUAAUCUUAAUGAUGUAGUAAAGAUCAGAAAGUUGAAUUCUUAAACUUUUAGAGUGAAACUUUGCCCAAAUAUUUAUAGAUGAAAGGAGAAACCAUAUCUGGUUUGUUUUGUUUUUAACGUAAUAUGAUCAGGUGCUCAGUUUAUUCCAAGAAUUAAGUUGAGGUUUCUUACGAGUACAGAUUCGCUUUUGCUCAAGUAUUACAAUUAUGAGGCUGUUGAACCAUCCAGAAAUUCCUUCUGUUAGUGUUAGCAGCAAGUCAGAAUGCAGUGAAGCCUUUAUCAAUUUUGGUCACAAUAGUGGUGGGAGUUCUACUUAAAUCAUAAUGUCCUCCAUUAAACUGGAUUGUAACAGUGCUGCUUAACGUCUUGCUUAUUUGAAAUUCUUAUAAUAUUUGCAUUUCUCAGGAUGUGUGCACAUCAAGUACUAUUAAUAGCAGUUUCACUUUCAGGUCAGUUCGGACUACCUUAAUUUUAUGUUUAUUUGACCAAAGGGUGCAUUUGUUUUAAAAAAGAAGCAUACGUUAAAUACGGGUCCAGGUGUCCAUUUGCUUAUGCAAAUUCAACAAUAAAAUCAGAGCAGUUUCAAUUCAUUAUUUUAAGUUCAUUUUGAAACGUUAGAGUUCGGGGCAUGUUGCUUCUCCUUAGAAAAUUGAAACUCUUAAGCAAGAUGAAUUUUUCAUGGUCUCAGCCUUUGUGUCUUUAAGGAUGAGAAGGUGCUAUGGAUUUGCAAAAAUAAUGAGCUUAACAAAUCAUGUUUUACAUUUGAGCAGAUGUUCUUUAAUACUUUAAAUCUUCUUUGUAACUCAAAGUUGCUAAUUUAAUUCAUAUUUUAGCAAUAAAUUCCCCUUGUGUUUUUAUCAA
Molecule: messenger RNA, 2333 nt
Organism: Hemiscyllium ocellatum (epaulette shark)
Lineage: Eukaryota; Metazoa; Chordata; Chondrichthyes; Orectolobiformes; Hemiscylliidae
Product: G/T mismatch-specific thymine DNA glycosylase-like
Exons: 10
Coding region: 89-1348 (419 amino acids)
Biological process (GO): base-excision repair, AP site formation
Cellular component (GO): nucleus
Molecular function (GO): mismatch base pair DNA N-glycosylase activity
Source: RefSeq, a predicted model, not a curated record